CGACCUUCCUCUAUUUCAAACGGACUUCCUCCACCUCUAGAUCCCGCAAUAUUACAUAUUCUUUCGGGGCUUUUGAGGGACUUACAAUUCCUUAACCAACAACGACAUCUUUCAGAUCUUGCGCUUCAGGAAAUAAUAGAUAGACUACCAAAGCCUGCUUCAUAUAAUGUUAUUCAAUCGCCAGCUGUACUUUCACCAAAACAUUCUCCUGUACCUUUGCCUCAAGUAGGUUCGCCGGCACCUUCUAUGCAUUCUGAAAAUUCAAAAGUGGAUUCCGAACUUGUACACUCCGGAGUAAAAGACAUAUCUAUUAUGCAACCACAAGAACAGAGUGGGGUACAAUAUUUGCAAUCCCAAAAUUCUACGGAUCCUCAACCACCUUUAUCAGCUAUUCAAGAUCAACAAGAGCAUAAACCUGAAAUACCUUACGGAGAGACUGUUGAUCAGUUUACUGCGAUUACUGCGAUUCCCGAAACAACUACUAGAAGUUCGACUCCAAGAUUUUCAAUGUCACGAGGUCCUCUACCACAUCCUCCAAAUUCGAUAAAUAAUGCUCCUCCACAACAUCCUACUUUACCGCCUAAUUUUAUUAGUAAACAACAAGAAGCUGAGGCCGAAUCUUACGCUAACAGAUCUAGAGUUCCAAAAAUACAUGAUAUGCUACCUGUUUAUAGCCCUCAAGUUGUUGAGGCGUUAUGGGAUUUCAACGGAACUGAUGAUGGUGACUUGAGCUUUAAAAAAGGAGAUUAUAUAGAAGUGACUGAAUAUGUUAAUGAGGACUGGUGGCGUGGUUGUGUUAAAGGCAAAGAUAUAAUUGGUAUAUUCCCAAAGGUUUACACAAAAAGUAUAUCACAAGAGGCUCAGCCUUCAAGGAACUCCAAUAGUCAUCAUCGUAGAACUUCAACGACCUCUACGACUUCGAUUUCAUCUCGUCCCUUACAACAAAAUUUAAAUAUCCAACCAAAUCUACAAUCAACUUCACAACAGAAUCUGCAACAGAAUCUACAACAAAAUCUACAACAAAAUCUACAACAAAAUCCUUUAUCCACUAAUCGUUUAUCUCAGGUUCCUGUACAGUUGCAACCUCAACAACCUUCAAAUCGUCAGACUACACCUCAACAAAAUUUUACUGCCCCCUAUUCUUAUCAAAAUUUUCCAACUCCAAACUCUACUUAUUAUUUGCAAAAUCAAUAUUAUAAUCAACCAACAUAUUCUGGUGGAUCUAAAAAAUAA
This is a messenger RNA of Cetraspora pellucida, 1233 nucleotides long. NCBI's taxonomy places the organism in Eukaryota, Fungi, Glomeromycota, Glomeromycetes, Diversisporales, Gigasporaceae. The record is from the annotation of a GenBank genome assembly.